Molecule: messenger RNA, 2400 nt
Organism: Salvia miltiorrhiza (redroot sage)
Lineage: Eukaryota; Viridiplantae; Streptophyta; Magnoliopsida; Lamiales; Lamiaceae
Exons: 6
Coding region: 151-2124 (657 amino acids)
Biological process (GO): SRP-dependent cotranslational protein targeting to membrane
Cellular component (GO): signal recognition particle, endoplasmic reticulum targeting
Molecular function (GO): 7S RNA binding; protein binding; ribosome binding
Source: RefSeq, a predicted model, not a curated record
AUGCAGGAAAAAUUAAAUUUAAUUAUACCUCAAUAUUAUGCCGAUAUAUCCCAUUUUCCAAUUACGUGUCAAAAUCUGUAAAACCUCUAAUUUCUCUGCAUCUCCCUCUCGUCCCCUCCGCCGCCGUGCCAGCAGAAAUCGAAGCUCAAAAUGGCGCCGAAAGCGGCGGCCGCCGCCGCGGCCCCCACCGUGCCGAUUGAAGAUCUCUUCACCUCCCUCAAUCGCCACAUCCAACGCUCCGAAUUCCACCUCGCCGUUAGGGUAUCAGAUCAAGUCCUGUCGAUUGCGCCGGGAGAUGAGGAUGCGAUUCUGUGUAAAGUCGUGGCUUUGAUUAAAAACGACAAGAUUGACGAUGCAUUAUCCGCAAUUGAAAAAUUAUCCAAGAAAUCUUCAGUAGAUUUAACUUUCUUCAAGGCAUACUGCUUAUAUCGACAAAAUAAGUUGGAUGAGGCUUUGGCGACUUUGAAAGGGCAUAACGGGGACUCUGCAGCUAUGUUGUUAGAGUCGCAGAUUUUAUUUCGUUUAGGAAAAAUGGAUGCAUGUGUUGAUGUAUAUCAAAAUCUUCAGAAGUCCAAGAUAGAUUCUUUAGAAAUCAAUUUUGUAGCUGCGUUGGUUACUGCUGGGAGGGCUACUGAAGUUCAGGGGACAAUUGAGUCUCUCAGACUUAAACCAACAAGCAGUUUUGAAUUGGCUUACAAUGUUGCUUGCUCAUUGAUAGAGAGAAACAAGCAUCAAGAUGCAGAACAACUUUUGCUGUCAGCUCGAAGAAUUGGCCAGGAAACAUUGAUGGAAGAAAACUUAUUAGAUGAUGACAUAGAAACUGAGUUGGCACCUGUAGCUGUUCAACUAGGAUAUGUUCAACAGGUCCUAGGAAACAAUCAAGAAGCCCUAGAAGCUUACUCCACUCUUAUCAAGAAAAAUUUGGCAGAUGAAACAUCACUUGCGGUGGCAAAAAGCAACCUCAUUGCAUUAAAGGGCCCCAAGGAUGUGUCCGAUGGUUUGAGAAAGCUUGAUAAGCUGAUAGUGAAAGGUGAAGGAUCUACCUUCUCUCUUGCUAGCGGUCUAGACCUAAAGCUCUCCCCAAAGCAGAGGGAAGCCAUAUACGUUAAUCGUUUGUUAUUACUACUACAUUCUAACAAGUUGGAUCAGGCUAGAGAACUUGCUUCUGCACUUCCAACCAUGUUUCCGAAGAGUAUAAUGCCAGUGCUUCUCCAAGCUGCUGUGCACGUGAGAGAAAACAAAGCCAAUAAGGCUGAGGAGAUACUUGGCAAUUUCGCAAAUAAGUUUCCAGAUAAGUCAAACAGCAUCCUGCUUGCAAGGGCACAGGUUGCGGCAUCUGCUGGCCAUUCUCAAAUAGCAGCCGAGUCGCUGCUAAAAAUACAAGAUAUUCAACACAUGCCUGCAACUAUUGCCACCAUUGUGUCACUCAAAGAACGUGCUGGUGACAUAGAUGGUGCUGAUGCUGUAUUUGAUUCUGCCAUACAGUGGUGGUCCAAUGCCAUGACUGAAGAGAAUAAACUUUCCGUUAUCAUACGAGAGGCUGCUAUGUUUAAGCUCCGACAUGGAAAGAAAAAUGAAGCUGCUCGUCUCUUUGAGGAGCUCAUCAAAAGCAAUAAAAGCAUUGACGCUUUGGUAGGUCUCAUUCAGACUGCUGCUCAUACAGAUGUUGCAAAGGCGGAAUCUUAUGAGAAGCAGCUGAAACCCCUUGCUGGUCUGAAGGGAAUUGAUGUGGAUGGUUUGGAGAAAACAUCUGGUGCAAAGCACAUUGAGAAUGGGCCGAUUGCAGGCAUUCCUGAGGCAUACGAACAAAAGAACAAGGAGAAAACAAAGAAGAAAAGAAAGAGGAAGCCCAAGUACCCAAAAGGCUUCGACCCUGCGAAUCCAGGUCCUCCACCAGAUCCAGAAAGGUGGCUGCCAAAGCGGGAGAGGUCAAGUUAUAGGCCUAAGAGAAAGGAUAAGAGAGCAGCACAGGUCAGGGGUGCUCAGGGUUCAGUAGCUAAAGAGGCUGCUAGCACUGUCAGCUCAAAGUCGAGCCAAACGACUAACACUAAAGGAGCAUCUCAGAAUGCCAGCACAGAGCAAGUCAAGCCUUCCUCAAAAUCCAGGAAGAAAUCGAGGAAUUGAUCAAAGAGAGCCUGAACUUUUGCAUUCACAAUGAGGUACUGGUUUCGUAGAACGAACUCCUCAAGUUUGACUGUUGAGUUAAUCAUAUUUAUAUUGCCUUUAGUAGUAAGCACUUGACAUAUGCCAAACAUAGAACUUAAUUAACUUGUUUUUGGAUGUGAUUAGCCAAACCGUUUUCGUCUUUGUUUAAUAUUUACUUGUAGUGUAUGCUAAUACAGAGAGAUCAAGCAGACCGGCGAACUCUAUAGUUGAAAAUUUUUCUUGGUAAGUUGGACA